AUGAAGUUUACGGACUUUGCUCUUCCGGGUACAAAACCUUACCCGACGCGACAGUUUAUCAGAGUCAGAAGAGGCCUCCAUUUGUCCUACGACGAUCUUCUCCAGCGGGAUGUAGCCAAGCCAUAUGUACAUGUGGUAACAGAAAAAAUCAGGAAAGGGAAUGGAACACGAAAAGCUAGGAAAAAGAAAAGUAGACGUGCACCCAUCUCUGCUUCUUCACCACAACCAACCUUUGGAGUACCUACCUACCCGUCAUCCGCUCAGCCUCCGCUGGCUGCCCUCGUCGUCAUCAUCCGCCCCUUUCGCUAG
Molecule: messenger RNA, 309 nt
Organism: Morchella importuna
Lineage: Eukaryota; Fungi; Ascomycota; Pezizomycetes; Pezizales; Morchellaceae
Exons: 2
Coding region: 1-309 (102 amino acids)
Source: RefSeq, a predicted model, not a curated record